CGGCGUCGCGAGUGUUCUGAAGGUGGCGCAUGCGCGUAGGAGGCUCCUCUAACUGGAUGUGUAUAGUCGUCCUCCGCCUUCGCCCCUUCCAUCACGUAGAGAAAGCGCUGGGACCUGAAGAAAGAGCCUCUGCCUCAGAGUCAUUCUCGAGCUUAACGGUCCGGGAAUUGAAGACGUCGCCCUUGUCUCGUUCGUAAAAUUCUGUGAAAAUGUCACUGUAUCCUUCUCUCGAAGAUCUGAAGGUGGACAAAGUAAUUCAGGCCCAGACAUCUUUUGCUUCAAAUCCAGCCAAUCUAGCAAUUUUAUCUGAAGCCUCAGCACCCAUCUUUCAAGGUGGAAACUGGUAUCCCAAACUGUAUCCCGAACUUUCCCAGUAUAUGGGUCUAAGCCUGAAUGAAGAAGAGAUACAGAGAAACUUGGCAGUGGUUCCUGCUAUAAAUUCUCAGGGGCUUGUUGCAAGCCCUUCUGCAGUGAAUUACAUGGUGGCUCCAGUAACUGGAAAUGAUGUUGGAGUUCGCCGAGCAGAAAUUAAACAAGGGAUUCGUGAAAUAAUCUUGUGUAAAGAUCAGGAUGGAAAAAUUGGACUUCGUCUUAAAUCAGUGGACAAUGGUAUAUUUGUCCAGUUGGUUCAGGCAAACUCUCCAUCAUCACUGGCUGGCCUACGGUUUGGGGACCAGGUUCUGCAAAUCAGUGGCGAAAACUGUGCAGGAUGGAGCUCUGAUAAAGCACACAAAAUUCUGAAGCAGGCACCUGGAGAGAGAAUUUCAAUGAUCAUCCGUGACAGACCUUUUGAGCGAACUAUUACUAUGCACAAGGACAGUACUGGACAUGUUGGCUUUAUAUUUAAAAAUGGAAAGAUAACCUCAAUAGUAAAAGACAGUUCUGCUGCUAGAAAUGGACUUCUGACAGAACACAACAUUUGUGAAAUUAAUGGUCAAAAUGUAAUUGGCCUGAAGGAUGCCCAAAUUGCAGACAUUUUGGUAACAGCUGGAAAUGUAGUGACCAUCACUAUCAUGCCGUCUGAGAUUUUUGAACACAUAAUAAAGAGGAUGGCUUCAAGCAUUAUGAAAAGUCUGAUGGAUCACACUAUCCCUGAAGUCUAAAAAUCUGUUUUGGAUGAAUCUGUAAUGAGAACUCCGCUAUAUAUGGGCUAUUUACUCUGCAACAUUUAUGUUCUGCACAUGAGCCUUCCUUUAAGCCAAAAGGAGAUAUGCUGCAUUGAAUAUUUACAAUGUUAUGGCUGAGAAUGUUACAAUCCAACAUAUUAUUACCUUGCUCACACUAUGAAUUUUGUAGCCUUGUACUUGUUUGACAAAAACCUGUAUAAAUGCUUUUUCACAGGGUUAUACUGUGUAGUUCAGCACUUUCUAUAAGCCAUUGGAAUGAAGAAAACUGAUGUUGUGUGGGGGGUUUUUUGGUAUCUGUGAUCUAAGCACAUUGCUGCCCUUCGUACUUUUUCAGACAAAAUAGUUUUUCUACUACCUUCUGUUAGUAAACAUAUUUACAAUUAUGACUGUAGUGCUAGUUAACUGCUGAUACCAGUAAUCUUGUUCACAAAACGCAUGCCAGUUAAACUGAGCAUAGCUAGUAUUUAUCAUUCCAUAGACAUUUUAAAUAGUACAGCUGAGCAUUUAGGUUUCUUGUCUUACUCUCUUUUCCAGUCAUUCUAAUGUGUUUAAUUAUGUUGCCUUAGUCAUUUUAAUCAGAAAUAAAGCUUCAAAAACAGUU
Rhineura floridana is the source of this 1728-nucleotide messenger RNA. RefSeq names its product syndecan binding protein (gene SDCBP). Gene Ontology annotation, cellular component: plasma membrane; cytoplasm. The record is from RefSeq and is a predicted model, not a curated record. Bases 210 to 1103 code for a protein of 297 amino acids. Gene Ontology annotation, molecular function: syndecan binding. NCBI's taxonomy places the organism in Eukaryota, Metazoa, Chordata, Lepidosauria, Squamata, Rhineuridae. Gene Ontology annotation, biological process: positive regulation of transforming growth factor beta receptor signaling pathway. The transcript has 9 exons.